AAGCCCCUCCCGCUCACGGUUUCUCCAGUCCGCCAAGGCUCGGAAAUCUUUCACCAUGUCGUGCGAGUCGUCUAUGGUUUUGGGGUACUGGGAUAUUCGUGGGCUGGCGCACGCCAUCCGCCUGCUCCUGGAGUUCACGGAUACCUCCUAUGAGGAGAAACGAUACACGUGUGGGGAAGCUCCUGACUAUGAUCGAAGCCAAUGGCUGGAUGUGAAAUUCAAGCUGGACCUGGACUUUCCUAAUCUGCCCUACCUCAUGGAUGGGAAGAACAAGAUCACCCAGAGCAAUGCCAUCUUGCGCUACAUCGCUCGCAAGCACAACAUGUGUGGUGAGACUGAGGAAGAAAAGAUUCGAGUGGACAUCAUAGAGAACCAAGUGAUGGAUUUCCGCACACAACUGAUAAGGCUGUGUUACAGCUCUGAUCACGAAAAACUGAAGCCUCAGUACUUGGAAGAGCUACCUGGACAACUGAAACAAUUCUCCGUGUUUCUGGGGAAAUUCUCAUGGUUUGCAGGGGAAAAGCUCACCUUUGUGGAUUUUCUCACCUAUGAUAUCUUGGAUCAGAACCGUAUAUUUGAGCCCAAGUGCCUGGAUGAGUUCCCAAACCUGAAGGCUUUUAUGUGCCGUUUUGAGGCUUUGGAGAAAAUCGCUGCCUAUAUACAGUCUGAUCAGUUCUUCAAGAUGCCCAUCAACAACAAGAUGGCCCAGUGGGGCAACAAGCCUGUAUGCUGAGCAGGAGGUAGACUUGCAGAGCUUGUUUUGUUUCAUCCUGUCCCUAAGGGGUCAGCACUCUUUCUUUGCUCUUUUCAAUAAAUAGCAUUUAGGUUACUG
Macaca mulatta (Rhesus monkey) is the source of this 832-nucleotide messenger RNA. RefSeq names its product glutathione S-transferase mu 3 (gene GSTM3). The record is from RefSeq and is marked provisional. Lineage: Eukaryota; Metazoa; Chordata; Mammalia; Primates; Cercopithecidae. Gene Ontology annotation, biological process: glutathione metabolic process. Gene Ontology annotation, molecular function: glutathione transferase activity.